GUGCGCCAAGUAUUAUUUGCGGUGCGCGCAGCAGGGCCCUUUUUUUUAGUUAUUCUUGGUUUUAGUUAGAGCAAUUACUAUAAUUAAAAACAGAGGGCAGAGCACCAAAAUUGAAAUCAAUCCUAAGCAUCGUCAGUUAAGUUUGUCAGUAGAUUCUUCUUCCAACAUCGACCGAAGGACCGAGUCGACUCAGACGAGGGACGAGCCAAGUCAGCCAACGACUGCACGUCUGUACCGUUUACAGUGUCCUGUCCCUGGGGCCCUGCAGUCACGGCUUAUCUCGGGUAUGGCGUUGCACUGCGACUUAUUUUUUUCACCUUUUAUGCGCUUCAUUUUAUAUUUUCAGUUGGAGCUAAUACGCGGGGUUUCUGAUUGAAUUAAUUUUUCGCGCUCUUACGAAUUAGGUCUUGAAUGCUGGGGAAUUUGGAGGUGAAGUGAAGCUGUGCGGGGGCUAAGACUCGUGCUCUUGGUCCCCUGCGAAUAUGGAUAUUUAGUUGUAAGCGUUUCGUGAUUCUGAUUCAGAGAAAAUGAGCUGCAGACUUGAGAGCCCAUUCAUUGCUUGCCAAUUUACCCGUGAUUUAUAUGGAGUGAAAAGGGGGAGAUUGUGUUAUAGAGGUGGAGCCAGGAUACUGAAAAGGGAUAUUUGCAAAUGUAAAUGCUCAAAGAAAGAUAACUGGAUAUCUAAAGGGGUAAACUUCACCCAUUCUUUAGAGAGAAAUGCUCAAUUGCUAUGGAAGAAGUUUGCACUCAGAAGCUGGAGAUUGAUGUAUUCGGUUAAACAACCUUUAGUUCAAAGUAGGAGUUUCGUGAAAUGGAUGGUUCGUGUAUGGGAUGAAGGAUUACUUCUUGUGCGCUGUUCUGUCUUUUUUACGGUGAUAUCUGGAGUUUGCCUACUGCUUUGGUAUGGUCAGAGAAAAGCCAAGAGCUAUGUUGAAAACAAUCUUCUGCCUUCUAUUUGUGUAUUAUUGAGUGAUUACAUUCAGCGUGAUCUGGAUUUUGGUAGGGUGCGGAGAAUUUCACCAUUAAGCAUGACAUUGGAGUCAUGCUCUAUUGGUCCCCAUAGUGAAGAGUUUUCCUGUGGCGAGGUUCCAUCUGUCAAGUUACGAAUUCUGCCAUUUGCUAGUUUGAGAAAUGGAAAGAUUGUUAUUGACGCAGUCUUAUCAAAUCCAAGUGUUCUGGUAGCACAAAAAAAGGAUUUCACUUUCUUGAGUAUACCCUUUUCUGAAGGAAGUCAACAGAGGCAUUUGUCUGACGAAGAAGGAAUUGAUUACCGUACAAAAACUAGGAGGAUUUCCAGAGAGGAAGCGGCUGCUUGCUGGGCCAGGGAUAGGGACAAUGCAGCUAGGGAAGCAGCUGAGAAUGGUUAUGUUCUUCGUGAAAGGGUUUCUUGUUUGUCAGAGGGCGACUUCACCAAUGGUGGUGUUAGUUCUUCGGAAAAAUUGGCAGCAUCUGAGUCGUUCUUUUGUAUGGAUGAGAAACUGCACUGGAAAGAUCAUCAUUCUUUGGACACUGUAGGGGAGUAUGUUAUGAAACAUUCAGAUCUCGAGAAGGCUUUUGGUGCUAAAGUUCUUCCUUCAGGGACUACAUUUUGGUCUCGAAUCAUGCCUGCUGUUAUGAGGCAUAAUUUCAAGAAGUGUAAUAAAAAAGAGUUAACCGCAGCUAAUAUUGCAGCUAAAAAAAGAAUCUUAGAGCGAAGUGCUUCGACCGCUCGCAUAUAUUAUCAAGCUCUAUCCAAUGGUACCAGCGGAAAUGCUUCUCAAUCUCCUGGAGAUCUUGAAGUGAAAAGUGAGGCCAAAAGUGAUGAGGACAAGGAAACUGUGAUUUCACCAGUGCACGAUGCUGAAGGGAACAAAGUUAAUGAUGAUACAACAUUUGAAUCAUUCGUGCAUGAUUCUAUGAGCAAGGGAGUCGGGGAACUUGGGCAAAACUUCAAAAGUGAACGUAUCACUGUGAAAUUUCCUGGAAACUUUUUCCCAGGAGAAAAACAUGACAGUAGUUACAUUGGUAGUAUACCGUUCUUGUACGAUCCAUUUCUUUUUACGUUGACUAGACUGUGCGAGACUACAAAUCUUUGUGAAAAACUAUCAUCCAUGAAGGAUGUUACCGGGAUUAAUGAGACCAAUGAGGGUGAUAUAAAUGCUAAAGAAUCAGAAGCUCAUAUCAUAAAUGGAGAUGAUAGUAGCCAUAGUACAAAGCAGAAAUCUGAAUUAUCUACUGACUUGAUGCAGGAGACUUGCUCUGAUCUUUCAGAUAGUCAAAGAGACCAUCCUUCUAAUGACUCAACUUUCACUCUCUUUAAUUCUUUUCCUCUCAAGCACUGCCCUGAAAAGGUUGGGCUGUUCAGCCUAAAAUCUGUACUGCACAACAUGACUCUGGCUUUGAGUCUUUUGAUUGGUAAUCCUAUUAAAAGAAUGGAGUUGUACAUGAAUCCAAGAAAUGGUUUUUCUGAACUUGAAAAGGAUGUUGAAGAAGAUGUGGUCAACAUAGAAAGAGCAAUUCCAGUAAUUUUGGAUUCUGUUCAUUUCAAGGGUGGCACCUUAAUGUUGCUCGCAUAUGGUGAUACUGAGCCAAGAGAGAUGAAAAAUGCCACUGGGAGUGUCAAGUUUCAAAAUGACUAUGGUCGCGUGCAUGUACAACUCAGUGGUGGGUGUAUGAUGUGGAGAGAGAUGACACCCGAAGAUGGUGGCUGGCUUUCAUGUGACGUUUAUGUGGAUAUGCGUGAGCAGAGAUGGCAUGCAAAUCUGAAACUUGCAAACUUCUUUGUUCCGCUUUUUGAGAGAAUUUUGGAAAUCCCGAUUACAUGGUUUAAGGGAAGAGCAAACGUGAUGUGUUAUGGCUGAUAGAAUUCUAGUCAUCCAGUGGUACAUUGCAAUUUGUAUAUCUAAAUAUGUAUGCCUGACCAUUCCUUAUUCACGGUUCAUGCGACUCAUGCCUAAUUUACUACCUUAUCGGAUUCUGGAUUUCUUGACAGGUUCACAUAUGCAUGUCAAGAGGAGAGAACUUUCCUAAUCUACACGGGCAGCUUGAUGUAUCUGAGUUAGCAUUUCAGAUAUAUGAUUCUCCAUCAGGGUUUUCAGACAUAUCUGCAAAUUUAUGCUUUCGUGCUCAACGAAUAUUUUUACACAACACCAAUGGUUGGUUUGGAGAUAUUCCUUUAGAAGCUUCUGGAGACUUUGGCAUUGACCCAGAGGAAGGAGAGUUCCACCUUAUGUGUCAGGUUCCUAAUGUCGAAGUAAAUGCAUUGAUGAAAACUUUCAAAAUGAAGCCUUUAUUGUUUCCGAUAGCUGGUUCCGUAACAGCUGUAUUCAAUUGUCAAGGUCCCUUGGACGCACCAAUUUUCGUAGGGAGUGCAUUAGUUUCUAGAAAAGUUACAUAUUUGCCCAACCAACUUCCCGUGUCCAUUGCAUAUGAGACUGUGGCUAAAAAUAAAGAGGCUGGGGCUGUUGCUGCAAUGGAUCGUGUUCCCUUUUCGUACAUCUCAGCCAAUUUUACUUUUAACACUGACAACUGUGUUGCUGACUUGUAUGGAAUCAGAGGCAGCCUUGUUGAUGGGGGUGAAAUCCGUGGCGCAGGGAAUGCAUGGAUUUGCCCAGAGGGUGAAAUCGAUGAUACUGCAAUUGAUGUAAACUUUUCAGGAAGUUUAAGUUUUGAUAAUAUCAUGAAUCGCUAUGUCCCUGGUUUUCUUCAAGUGACACGUCUUCGGCUAGGUCUUCUAAAUGGGGAAACAAAGCUUUCUGGCUCAUUAUUCAAACCAAGGUUUGAUAUCAAAUGGAAUGCACCAAAAGCUGAUGGAUCACUCACUGAUGCUCGUGGAGAUAUCAUACUUUCUCAUGAUUGUAUUACUGUCAGCUCUUCGUCGAUAGCUUUUGAAUUGUAUUCAAAAGUAUUAACGUCUUAUCCAGACAAAUAUUGGUUAGAUCCCAGGGAAAAUGAUGAGAAGACUGCCCUGCCUUUUGUUGUGGAAGGACUAGAAUUAGAUUUACGAAUGCGCAAUUUUGAAUUCUUCAGCUCAGUCUCUUCUUAUGCUUUUGACUCUCCAAGGCUGGUGCAUUUGAAAGCAACUGGAAGGGUUAAGUUUCGAGGAGAAGUUGUGAACUGUUGGAAUGCUACUGAUGAGAAAUUAUCCAAUAGGAGUGCAGGACAUGUAAAUAAGGAUGACCAUGGUUCACAUAUUCUUUCUGGCGAUGUUUCAAUUUCAGGUCUUAAACUUAAUCAAUUAAUGCUGGCACCUCAGUUAACUGGAGUCUUGAGCAUGACAAAUGAGGUUUUGAAGUUGGAUGCCAUAGGUAGACCAGACGAAAGUCUUGCACUGGAGAUCAUAGGACCCUUUCAGCCUCUUUCAGAAGAAAAUGUUAUUGGCAAGUCGUUCUCGCUUUCCCUCCAAAAAGGGCAUCUAAAAACCAAUGUGUGCUACCAACCACUACAUUCAGCUAAUCUGGAGGUACGGAAUUUGCCUUUGGAUGAGCUUGAGCUUGCUUCAUUGAGGGGAACAAUUCAAAGGGCAGAACUUCAGCUUAAUUUCCAGAAACGAAGAGGUCAUGGUUUGCUGUCAGUUCUGCGUCCAAAGUUUAGUGGGAUGUUGGGUGAAGCUCUAGAUGUGGCCGCUAGAUGGAGUGGAGAUGUAAUUACCAUUGAGAAAACUAUUUUGGAACAAAGCAACAGCAAGUAUGAGCUUCAGGGUGAAUACGUAUUGCCUGGAUCCCGAGACCGAAGCUCAUCUGGAAAGGAUGGAGGUAGUUUAUUUCAUAGGGCAAUGACGGGCCAUCUAGGUAGUGUAAUAUCUUCCAUGGGAAGAUGGCGAAUGAGACUAGAGGUUCCAAAAGCUGAGAUUUCAGAGAUGCUUCCACUGGCACGCCUUCUCUCUCGAAGUUCAGACCCUGCUGUUCAAUCUCGAUCAAAGGACCUUUUUAUCCGAAGUUUGCAAUCAGUGGGACAAUAUGCAGAAAGCCUGCAAAGUCUGCUGGAGGAAAUUCAUGUUCUUUUUACCCCCUCAGAUGAAGUUGUCCUUGAAGACUUCAGCCUUCCAGGAUUGGCUGAACUCAAAGGUCGCUGGUGUGGUUCUUUAGAUGCAAGUGGAGGAGGCAACGGAGACACAUUAGCAGAGUUUGACUUUCAUGGGGAAGAAUGGGAGUGGGGAACUUAUAAGACACAGCGUGUUCUAGCAGCUGGUGCAUACAGCAAUGAAGAUGGUUUGCGGCUAGAGAGAAUCCUUAUCCAGAGGGAUAAUGCCACAAUACAUGCUGAUGGGACCUUGCUUGGGCCAAAGACCAAUAUGCAUUUUGCUGUUCUGAACUUUCCUGUUAGUUUGAUUCCUACAUUGGUUCAGGUCAUUGAAACUACAGCCACUGAAGCUGUUCAUUCUCUGCGGCAGUUUUUAGCACCAAUAAAGGGUACACUGCAUAUGGAAGGGGAUCUUAGAGGAAGUCUUGCUAAACCAGAAUGUGAUAUACAAGUAAGGCUUCUUGAUGGUGCCAUUGGUGGAGUUGAUCUUGGGCGAGCUGAAAUUGUUGCUUCCUUAACUCCUGCAUGUCGUUUCCUGUUCUAUGCUAAACUUGCACCAACCAUACAAAAUGGCCAUGUCCACAUUCAAGGAAGUAUUCCUGUAACCUUUGUCCAAAACAAUGUUUUAGAAGAAGAAAAUUCAGGAACUGUAAAAAAUGAAGUGAUAUCGAAACGAUAUUGGGGUACAGAUAAGAGUAUAGGCAUUACAGGUGAAGGUAUUGAUAGAAGGGGGUCUAGAGAGAGAGGUGGGGAGGGUUGGGAUAUUCAGAUGACAGAAAACCUCAAGGGUUUGAACUGGAAUGUACUAGAUACAGGAGAAGUAAGAAUAGACGCUGAUAUUAAAGAUGCUGGCAUGAUGUUGUUAACUGCUCUGUCUCCUUACGCCAACUGGCUACAAGGCAGUGCUGAAGUUAUGCUCCAGGUUAGUGGAACAGUUGAACAGCCAGUACUUGAUGGAUCUGCAUCAUUCCACAGGGCAACUAUAUCUUCACCUGUGCUUCGAAAACCACUUACCAACCUUGGUGGUUCUGUUCUUUUGAAAUCAAAUAGACUGCACAUCAGUUCUUUGGAGGGCAGGGUAAGCAGAAAAGGGAAACUGUCAUUGAAGGGUAAUUUGCCUCUCAGAACAGGUGAAAUAGCAGCUGAUGAUAAAAUCAACCUAAAAUGUGAAGGCUUGGAAGUACGAGCCAAAAAUAUCUUAAGUGGUCAGGUUGACACUCAAAUGCAAAUAAGGGGGUCCAUAUUGCAACCUAACAUUUCUGGAAAGAUAAAACUAAGUCAAGGUGAAGCAUACCUACCACAUGACAAGGGCAGUGGAACUGCUCUUAAUAGAGGCACAUCGUAUCAUACAAGGCUUCCUGAUGAUGCUUACAAUCGUUUAGUUGUGUCAAAGUAUGUUUCACGAUUUUUUAAUCUAAAGCCGGCUGCGUCCAACCUCCAGCUUCAUCAAUCAUCAGGUAAACAUCUUGAAGAUGAUAACAGCAUGGUGAAAAUAGACAACAACCCUAAACUUGAUGUCCGCCUUUGUGAUUUGAAGCUUGUUUUGGGACCAGAACUGAGGAUAGUCUAUCCUUUAAUUCUCAAUUUUGCUGUCAGCGGAGAGCUUGAGUUAAAUGGUGUUGCUCAUCCAAAAUGGAUAAAACCCAGAGGAAUUCUGACCUUUGAGAACGGUAAUGUGAAUCUUGUCGCUACUCAGGUGAGGCUUAAGCGUGAUCAUCUGAAUAUAGCAAAGUUUGAGCCUGAUAAUGGACUUGAUCCAAUGCUGGACUUAGCUUUGGUUGGUUCAGCGUGGCAAUUCAGGAUCCAAAGUAGGGCUAGCAAAUGGCAGGACAAAAUAGUUGUCACAUCAACGCGCUCUGUGGAACAAGAUGUCCUGUCACCUUAUGAGGCUGCAAGAGUAUUUGAAAGCCAAUUAGCUGAAUCCAUCUUAGAAGGUGAUGGCCAGCUCGCUUUGAAGAAGCUUGCUACUGCAACGCUGGAGACAUUGAUGCCUAGGAUUGAAGGGAAGGGCGAAUUUGGACAGGCUAGAUGGAGGCUUGUUUAUGCGCCUCAGAUUCCGAGCUUGCUGUCUGUCGAUCCCACUGUUGAUCCUCUAAAAUCUUUAGCCAACAAUAUUUCUUUUGGUACUGAGGUUGAAGUACAACUGGGGAAACGCCUUCAGGCAUCUGUGGUUAGACGGAUGAAGGAUUCAGAAAUGGCAAUGCAGUGGACUUUGAUCUACCAACUCACAAACCGUCUGCGUCUACUCCUACAAUCUGCUCCACACAAGCGUCUGCUAUUUGAGUAUUCAACCACAUCACAAUAAUAGGCAAACUUAGAUGUCACAUGGUACACAAUUAUGUUUUAAGGUAUAUUCUUUUAGAAAUGUGCUAGUAAAUGAGAUCGGAAAAGAAAGUAUAGAUCAAUGGUGUGUUUUAUCUUUUAGUUUGUUUCCUGCAGACCCUGUGAUGCCCGACCCCAAAUCUUUAAGGUCUAAAGGGCUGUCCUACACAAUGUAGUGGAUAAUGAGCACAUUAGUUGUUCUUUUUAAGCCCUAGUUAUGUAAAUAGCAUCACUAUUAUUCUUGUUCGAUUUGGUGCUCAAAUAAGAAUAAACAUGUUAAUAGUUCUUUCGCUAAAUUUGUUUUCAUAUUUUGAUGCUCCAGCUUUG
Messenger RNA from Cuscuta epithymum, 7650 nucleotides. Lineage: Eukaryota; Viridiplantae; Streptophyta; Magnoliopsida; Solanales; Convolvulaceae. The record is from the annotation of a GenBank genome assembly.